Molecule: messenger RNA, 743 nt
Organism: Salvia miltiorrhiza (redroot sage)
Lineage: Eukaryota; Viridiplantae; Streptophyta; Magnoliopsida; Lamiales; Lamiaceae
Product: EPIDERMAL PATTERNING FACTOR-like protein 6
Exons: 2
Coding region: 244-561 (105 amino acids)
Biological process (GO): stomatal complex development; guard cell differentiation
Source: RefSeq, a predicted model, not a curated record
CGCAGAGUGAUGGAAAAACAACAUUUUUCCGAAAGGAGAAAGAGAAAUUAAACAUUGUUUUCUGUGUGAGAUGGCAAUUAAAAUUGGAAGAGGGGCAUGACAUGAAUAUCAUUUCUCUAACACUACUGUAAACUGUCCUGUCCCUCAUUCUCCACACAGUGCUCAACUUUGUCUUCAAAUGCAUAAACACAGGCAGCCCCAUUCAUUUUUCCACACUUGCACAAUCACAUAACACUUUUCCUCAUGGCUCUAUCAAGAAACCACAACCACCUCUUCCUCACUUUUGCACUCACAUCCAUCUUCCUUUCCUCUCUCGCACCUUCAUCAGGUGGGAUGAUUAGGGCAUCGCCAGAUGAGGAGGAGUUGAGGAAGAUGGUGUUGGGAUCAAGGCCGCCUGCUUGCGUCAACAGGUGCAUGAGUUGCAGGCCGUGCGAGGCUACUUUGGUAAUUCCGCCCCACCGGACCACCAUCAAAUGGGAAAAAUCAUCUCACAGAGAAGAUGACAGCUACUAUCUUCUAUCCUGGAAAUGCAGGUGUGGGAAUAAGCUUUACCAACCUUAAACUCUACCAUUUUCUAUUUCUUUUUCAUUUUUUAGUUUAUUACUUAUAACGUAAGUUAUCAACAAUAAUUAAUAUAUGUGCUGUAAUUUUUAGGAUUUUUUUUUUGGCAAUUUUCGUAUGGAUGGAUCUUGUGUGUUGUCUGAAGAGAUUAAUUGAGGUUUAAUCGUCUCUAUCUUAAUAAA